Messenger RNA from Echinostoma caproni, 939 nucleotides. The record is from the annotation of a GenBank genome assembly. NCBI's taxonomy places the organism in Eukaryota, Metazoa, Platyhelminthes, Trematoda, Plagiorchiida, Echinostomatidae.
AUGUUAUGCGAUGCACUCGCCAAUUUUGGACAUCAGCACUUGCGAUCCAUAGCAAUAUCUGAUCUCUAUAAAUCUCAGCACAGUAGACGUUUGUUCUCCCUUGUUUCAGACCCUAAACGUGAACCCGCCAAAAUCAAAGCAACUGACAAAUCAAAAUCCGUUUUAAAGCGAUUGGAAAAGCUCACACAUAAAGAUGGUAUGGCAAUGAAAUAUAGCGUGGAAGAAUAUAUGGCCAGUUGGGAUGAUUACAAGAAAUUUGUCAGUCGCGUGGAUGCUUGGUAUAGUAAGAACGAGAAGAAAUAUCUACGAUACAUGUCUUUGUACUCGCGGGAAUAUCUAACUGAGACCGAAUUCAAGCUUGCCUUUCGUGAUUUGCAUACUCCAUUCAGUGAACUGGAAUUGCAAAUUCUUUAUCAAAUGCUCGAUCCCGGUCUAACCGGACGUGUGGAAUAUACCAAAUUGUACGAAGCCAUAUGGAUAUCAUUAGCCGGAAAAUUUAUUGCCGACGACUCACUGAAUCAGAUGGACUUGGAACAGCCGGAUCGGUGGGUAUUACUCACAUUCAAAGUACCCAGUUGUGAACCAUUUGAUAUGCCGACUACAUUUGAACAUUUGGUGGAUUUGAGCUAUACAGGUUCCAUGCUUCGGUCUGUCAUUCAAGCCCGUGUGCCAAGCCUUGCAUCCAGAGCCAUAGUGAUCUUCACGGAUGUGGCACGCUAUGUUGAAUCGGUUGUGCAUUGCAAUCAAAGAUUGUACGAAUUCAAUUAUCAAGGUGGACCGAAGUGCGCUCCGGAAGAGGCAGUGAUUUAUUACGAGUUCUCCAUGGGUCGAUUGGAUUGUCCAAUACUAACCAGUCUAUUCCCGCUACGUCAGACAACGGAGAUUUUUGUGGAUCAAACAGAACAGGCGUCACACAGUACACACUCUCAUGCAAGCUGA